Messenger RNA from Sclerotinia borealis F-4128, 747 nucleotides. Lineage: Eukaryota; Fungi; Ascomycota; Leotiomycetes; Helotiales; Sclerotiniaceae. The record is from the annotation of a GenBank genome assembly.
AUGGCCCCCUCGUUCACCGAUAAAACCAUCCUCAUCACCGGCGCAGGAAGUGGUAUUGGCCGAGCCACAGCCAUCAAACUAGCAUCCCUCGGCGUCAUCCUCCUCUUAUCCGACAUAAACCUGAAAUCUGCCAUUGAAACCCAUACAUUCUGCAUGUUCCACGCCCAUCACAACACAGCAGCUGUCGAUGUUAGUAAUUCUGAAGAAUGCAACUCCUACAUCCAAGAAAUGAUUUCCAAAGGCUACACCAUAAACCACGUUUUUAAUUGCGCGGGAAUUAAUCCUACUGCAAUGCCCAUCACGGAAAUCACAGAUGAGUAUUGGGAUAAAUUAAUAAACACAAAUCUCAAGGGAACAUUCAAUAUAACCCGCGCCAUCACUCCUCACUUAUCCUCCGGCUCCUCAAUCGUAAAUGUUUCCUCUGUGUGUGGCAUCGUCCCAGUUUCCCACUACUCAGUGUACUGCGCGACGAAAUAUGCCGUGAUUGGGUUUUCUAAAUGUAUGGCGUUGGAACUGGGGCCUAGAGGUAUUAGAACGAAUGUGGUGGCGCCGGGGUAUAUUAAUACACCUACGAAUGCGUCGGUGGUAGAGGGAGAGGAGGCGGUGAGGAGGAUGGAGGGGACGGUUGCGAUGGGGAGGUUGGGGUUGCCUGAGGAGGUGGCGGAUGUAGUGGGUUUUUUGAUGAGCGAUGAGGCUAGAUAUGUUAAUGGUAGCGUUGUUGAAGUUAAUGGGGGGAUGAAUCAUUGA